UCUACUACCUGUACAUAUUACAGUAAAUUCCCUUGGUCUCAUAUGUUGAUAUUACUAUCCUUGUUCGCUUUUCAUUUGCAAAACCAGUGAAUAGAUGCAUCCCUGCGUUCAUCAUCUCCCAGGGUCGUCACGGGGUCGAAAACCGUUCCACCCCUCUCACAACCCAUAGCGACUAUAAUAAUAGGGUUUGGCGACGAGGCAUCCGAUUAGAUGGUGAAAUACGAUGCAGUCUUACCCAUCUCUCUCUCUCUCUCUCUCAUUUUUUUUUCACUUUUGGAAUGACUUAAUACUUAAACAAGAGACUUGGGUAAAAUGACUGAUCGUAUUGAUGAGGAACUUUUUCUCGCCUAAUGGAACUGGUUUGCGUUACCGGCCAGAUUGACGAAAACCUAUCAGCUGACGAGUUUUUUUCACGGGAUACAUACCGAAGUCUUCGUUUUUUUAUAGUUGUUUAAUAUGCGUGUGAGUAUAUACAUCGAACGUCACUUAAGUAAACACUGCAGUCUGAACUAACGACAAAGAAAUCAGCACCUCGCUUUAACCUGGUACGUAACCGAUAUAUGUUAAGUGGGUAUUCACAGUACUCUGUUGACGCUGGCCUAUUGAGUCCGCGUUAUUGACUUACGGACUGAGUAUUACGCAAAGGACUGCGAAUCACCAAGGAUUGCUGACUUAUCCCUGAUUUUUAGCUUUUUUUGACACGAGAAAGGAAGACUCGGGUUUUGUGAAUGGCAGUGCAUUAAAAGCCAGCAGACGAUAUCUGACCACAUAUCUGCCCAAGGCCAUGAUGACCGGGAAACUUUGAUAGUCGGGGUAUAGACCCGCUGACCCUAUAAAGGACGCCCAGUGCGGCUCUGUAUGUGACUUGAUGGCAAACAGCGUCGCCCUUAGACACAUCACCAGAGCGUAUUUCAUUCUGCUAUGGCGUCUAUCCAAGAGAGGAUUUGGAGUCAUUUUGCUGCUGUGCAUGGUCGGGAUUAUGGUCGGUUUUCUGGGUGUGGAGUUUCAGUACACUGCUAAAAUUGCGCUGCAAAUACCAGGACCCUCUGUUCGUGUGUACACUGGACCCCCUCAAAAUCUCAACAAGACCCGGGACCCUUUGAUUUUAGGACACCUGCCGGACCUUGGUGUGGCGGGGGCUCCAGAUGGGCAACCCAAACUUCCACCAACCCCUCCUAAGCCGUCCACUCCGUUACGGCUCGACCGUCGUCCCACAAACACAUCUUUCUUACAGAAAGGUGGAAUUAGUGAUACUAGUGGUGAUGACGAACGGAAGCGGGUCAUAUCAGAGGAAAUAUACAAGACGCUUGGAGUUAGGACACCACUGAAAUUCGACCCAAACUUUAAAAACCCUUGUUGGUACGAACAGAUCCCCGCUAAACUGGACUCCAUGUAUGCUAACAACCACUGGGCGGACGGGAAAACAUUCACCCAAAAAUUUAACAUUUUGAAAAACUUCCUUGCUUUCCUGAGAGGGCGCCAUUUUUCUCAACAUUUACGGUGUCUUCCAUAUUUUUACCUGGUGGGCGUGGCGAAGGCCGGAACGACCGAUCUGUAUGACCGGAUUUCUCAGCAUCCGGAUAUGGCCCAAGGCAUGUUGAAGGAGCCGCAGUGGUGGGGACGACGAAACUUUGGAAGCAAGAGCAUGUCCGUGCCCUUCUCGCAGUACGUAGAACUGUUCGACAUGGCUGCCAAAGCAAUAGCAGAACAAACGUGCAUGAAAUGCAACCCCAAAGACGGUCCUAUACAUACUAGACUUACAGGAGAGGCUAGUCCUACGACGUUUUGGUUUAACGACUUUUGGGACGAAAGACUCGGGAAUAACGUCACUUCCGGUGAACCAACAUACGUAGUUGCUGACUAUAUGAAGCAGUUACAACCAAAUGCUAAAAUUAUCAUUAUUUUAAGAAAUCCCGUUGAAAGGGUUUAUUCGGACUUUUUAUACCUGGCCAAACGGGUUGGCAAAAGGCCGGAAGUCUUCCACAGGGCAGUAGUAGAAGGGGUAAAAAUAUUCAACGACUGCCGCAUGAGGCACUCUGUCCGCAGUUGUGUACACAAUAGGACAGUGCGGCUCUACCGUCCCUGGAGUGAAGAGUGCUUCUGUGAGAUCGCACGACUAAGCAUUGGAAUGUACAGCGUGCACGUGACUGACUGGAUCCGGGCUUUCUCUCCCCGACAGGUGCUCAUUUUGCGUUUCGAAGAUUACGUGAAAAAUCAGCUCGACACAUUACGAAAAGUUUUUGAAUUUUUAGAUUUGCGCCCUUUGACAAAGAGAGAAGAAAGAAGAAUAACACUGAAAGUUCCUUCAAACCGGACGCCAAAUAAAAUCCCAAUGUUAAAGGAAACCAGAAAAAUUCUGACCGAAUUCUACGAACCCUUUAAUAAAGAACUUGCAUCGAUUUUGAAAGAUGAAAAAUAUAGUUGGAAGGGAGGAUAAAAUCUUUUAACUUUAAAAUGUUUUGUUCUGAGAAUAAGACGGGUCCUAUCUUGAUCGCUAUGCGAUCUACAUUAUAGUCAUUGUUGUUGGCGACCUUUAUUGUCGUUUUUGUUAUUGGUGAAACAUCCAAGUGUUACUUUAAAAAAUAAAGCCACAUUUUUUAA
Molecule: messenger RNA, 2601 nt
Organism: Lingula anatina
Lineage: Eukaryota; Metazoa; Brachiopoda; Lingulata; Lingulida; Lingulidae
Product: carbohydrate sulfotransferase 15
Biological process (GO): hexose biosynthetic process
Molecular function (GO): N-acetylgalactosamine 4-sulfate 6-O-sulfotransferase activity
Source: RefSeq, a predicted model, not a curated record